GCGAGGUCGCGGCCGCGCCUAUAAAUAAGCCCCACCACCUGCCCGGAUGACCCAGCACGAUCUCACCUCGCAGCGAAAAGAGGCGGGCUUCGCCGUUGAUCGCAGCUGCCUCCCGCCGCCGCCGCCUCAGCUGCCCCACCACCAAUCUCCACUGCUACUCGAGUGAGCGAGCUGCUUUAGGCCUCCACCUCCCACCCCGGCAGGCAGUGAGAGCGGCGGCUUCCGACGAGGUGGUGCUCACCGUCUCGUCACUUUUCCCCUUGCGGCCAGGCGGGGAUGGACAGGCUGAACGCCAAGCUGUACCUGCAGAACUGCUACAUUAUGAAGGAGAACGAGCGGCUGCGCAAGAAGGCGCUGCUGCUCAACCAGGAGAACCAGGCCCUGCUCACCGAGCUCAAGCAGCGGCUCGCCAAGACGGCGGCCAACACCAACAGCGCCAAGGCCAACGGGAACGCGGCGGCGGCGGCAGGCAACCGCGCGUCCAUCCCUGACCUCAACGCUGCCGCUCCAGGGGCGCACGGCGGCCACGAGAAGAAGGCGGCGCCCAAGCCCAAGUAGGCGGUCGCCAACUGAUGCGCGGCCGGUUACUGUCGUAGUGUCAUGAGCUAGCUAGAGUUUGCGGUUCCUAUUUGUGGUUUACUUCCUGGAUGUUAGGGCUGUGUGUUUAGUUUCAGCUGAUGGAGAUCGCAUGCCUACUGAUGUGCAGCAGAGUCCCCAUGGAUAGGAUGGGUAGCUAGAUCAGCUAGGGGUAUAUAGACAUAGUUGGGUCAGUGCGUGCUGCAUGGCCGUGGUGUUUCCUGGGGUCUUUAGCACAACUUGAGCCAGAGCAUGACAAAUGCUAUCUCCUGCUUGUUUGAUGAUAAUGUGCCAAUCUAAUGCAUGAUGUUACCAUAUUUUUUCA
Messenger RNA from Panicum virgatum (switchgrass), 901 nucleotides. RefSeq names its product protein LITTLE ZIPPER 3-like. The transcript has 2 exons. The coding region runs from base 277 to 558 and encodes 93 amino acids. The record is from RefSeq and is a predicted model, not a curated record. NCBI's taxonomy places the organism in Eukaryota, Viridiplantae, Streptophyta, Magnoliopsida, Poales, Poaceae.